Molecule: messenger RNA, 1247 nt
Organism: Patiria miniata (bat star)
Lineage: Eukaryota; Metazoa; Echinodermata; Asteroidea; Valvatida; Asterinidae
Exons: 3
Coding region: 100-909 (269 amino acids)
Source: RefSeq, a predicted model, not a curated record
GCGACAUCGCCUUUUAUAAUAGGUACUAGUCGGUGACAUCGCCAUUCAGUUGCAGAAGAAAGUUUGGAGAGACAAAACGUUUAUACAGGUCGUCGCAAGAUGACGUCAGCCGCCAUGCUUCCUAUCACAACCUGCCUUCUCGCCAUGGUUGCCAUGUCAAGCGCCCUCACCGACGAUCAGAUAGCUCGCUUCAUGACGUCAGACAUGGUCGAGGGCAACACAGGGGAGACAGGAAUGGUGACCAUUACUACGGCAAAUGGCAUGCAUACCAUCACCAGUAACGGGGUACCAGACCAUGCUACUGCGGAUUACCCAAAUUUGGCUAACCCGAAUGAUAUCACAGUACAGACGCAUGAAUGGGAGAUUCCAGUCAACCCUACGGUAGCCGAUUCUACCACCGAUCUGCCAAUGGGACCAAUCGGUGUAGCAAUCAAUGGAAUUCCGUUCUUCAACCCUUACACAGCUACAGGAGAGGAUGCCGUGCUUACAGAGACCUUCGACAGCUGUGAUGGCCACCCAACAAACCGAGGUACCUAUCAUUACCACAAACAGCCGUCGUCCUGCGUCUUCAGCAUCGUUGAUGGGGAACCCUCACCGUUGAUAGGCGUGGCCCUGGAUGGGUUUCCCAUCUAUGGCCCUAAUGACGAGAACGGCAAUACGCUGACGUCAUCAGACCUGGACGAGUGCCACGGCCGGUCCGUGAACGGGCAGUAUCAGUAUCACACCACGAGUGAUUUCCCGUACAUAAUGGGAUGUUUCAAAGGCGAGUACACGAGCACUCUGCCCCCAAAUGGGCCCCCUGAUGGGUCCCAGGGUACAAACAUGCCCCCAGACAACGGCCAAGCAAAUUUGAAAAGCAGCUUACUGGCUAUUCUCAGUGUGUUGGCUCUCAUGGUCGCGAUAUUCUAAAGAUAAUAGCGAAUGAUCCGUUUAAAGGUUUCACUCCCCAUUCAACCACAAUAUUACAAGUAAUUCAAACUCUAGUUUUAUCUUUUGACGAAUGCAAGGAUUACGGACAUUCUGUUAUUAAUUGAUAAAUUAAUUCAGUAUCAAUGAAUUCAUUCUGGUAACAAAGUUUUACUUUAAACAUUUACUCGGAAUUUGUUCACUUUAUUUGUAUUUAUUUGAUUAUGUUUUUUAAGUUUAUGUUAAUGCAAUUUGUUUGGAUAUAAUUUUAAAUGACGUCAGCAUUUAUGAAUAAAAAGAUAUAUAUAGUAGCAUUAAUAAAAUAAACUUACAGACGGCAA